Messenger RNA from Fusarium odoratissimum NRRL 54006, 3549 nucleotides. RefSeq lists its product as uncharacterized. The transcript is spliced from 2 exons. Bases 978 to 2870 code for a protein of 630 amino acids. Gene Ontology annotation, molecular function: ubiquitin protein ligase binding. Gene Ontology annotation, cellular component: Cul4-RING E3 ubiquitin ligase complex. Lineage: Eukaryota; Fungi; Ascomycota; Sordariomycetes; Hypocreales; Nectriaceae. Gene Ontology annotation, biological process: DNA damage response; ubiquitin-dependent protein catabolic process; protein ubiquitination. The record is from RefSeq and is a predicted model, not a curated record.
AAGCCGGAGAUAGAUGGCGGUAGCUCCAGUUUCUUAUCUUAUCAUGGACACAAGCACCUUCAAUCAACAUACCCACCUCAUAUAUUAUUCAGACUUGCCAUCAUCCCCAAGAGUAUUGCCUUGACGCUUUUUCGAUAGUUCAUUUUCGUUUGAUUCUAAUCAAGAAAUAUUCUGAUAAUACACUUCCCGCCUACGUCUGCUCACGAUUGAAUACCGCAACCAAACACCGGACAGUCCGAGAAACCGAGGCCUGCGCGACAGCUCUUCGAACGGUUGUUCCAGGCCUCGUUCUUUUCUUGAUAUAUCGCCUGGGUUCACUCCAUGCAACCGUUGGCGUCCGAAACAACAUCUCCCUCCCGGCGAAGGCCGCGGCUAGACUCAUCGUCCUCAGCAUCACCUCCCCUUGGCGCCUCCAAGCGAGCGCGCUUCGAAAUGACCACCGCCAAAGCGCGGGGCAAGCUCCCCGAGACCAUCGACCUAACGCAGCCACCUUCUGCGUUCAAGCCUUAUGCUGGUUCCAAGAAGCUUGUUAUCAAGAACCUGCGAGCGCCCACGAGUCGAGAUACCCAGGUCGCGGAGUACUAUAAACGGACGGAGAAGGAGCUCGAGGAUUCCCUAGAGGCUGUCUUUGCGGGACGGACACCUGAUGUCCCCUUAGAAAGGCUGUACAGGGGUGUUGAGGAUGUCUGUCGAAAGGGGGAUCCCGCGAAGGUGUACCAAAUGCUCAAAGAGAGAAUUGAUGUACACUUGCAGCGGAUUGUGCUACCUAGAAUCCAGAAGAAUGGACAUGCUUCGAACCUCGAUACUGUGAAGAGCGCACUAGCGGAAUGGAAGACUUGGAACACACAAACAGUAGGCUGGAUGUUUCUAUAUGGGUUUGAGAUGCUAAGAAUUACUUGCAGAUAUUGAUCAGAUCAACAUUCAGCUACCUCGACCGAACAUAUUUACUACAGAAGAAUCUUGCAUCUAUAAACGAUAUGGCGAUCCAGCAGUUCAGAAAGAUGGCAUUCCCAUCCCAGACUCAAGCCUAUAAAACCUCCGUCGGCGUGAAGCUAAUCGCAGGUGUUUGCGAUUUGGUUGAGAACGAUCGAAGAGGCAUCGACCAAAUCGAACCUGCAUUACUGAAAGAUUCUAUCAUGAUGCUUUAUGUUUUGGAGGUCUAUAUCAAGCACUUUGAGCCCUACUUUUUAGAGCAGUCUGAGAGAUACUUCAAAGAAUUUGGCGAAGCUUGGAGCACAUCAAGUCUCAAGGACUACAUUUUGGUUUGCGAGAAGUUACUGAAAAAGGAAGACUAUCGCUGCAUCCAAUUCAACCUCGAUAGUACGACAGAGAAGCAACUUAUGGACUCUGCGCACACCCAUCUCAUCACCAACUACUCAGAAAAGCUUCUCAACGGUGGCAACCUGGCGAAGCUGCUGGCUGAUAGAGAAGUUGAGUCAAUGAAGGCUUUGUAUGACUUGCUUCGGUUAUCAGGGAUCCAAAAGAAGAUGAAGGAUCCAUGGGGCGACUACAUUCGGUCAACGGGUUCGGCAAUCAUCAGCGACAAAGACAAGGGUGACCAAAUGGUUUUGCGCUUAUUAGAACUCCGUCGAUCACUCGACUUGAUGAUUCGAGAUGCUUUUCAUAAGGACGAAGACUUCCUUUGGGGCAUGAGGGAUUCUUUUGGGAAGUUCAUGAACGACCGCAAAGCUGCCUCUUGCUGGGACACGGGAACAUCCAAAAUCGGCGAGAUGAUCGCCAAAUAUAUCGACAUGCUUCUGCGAGGUGGCUUGAAGUCACUACCUAAAGAGCUUCUGUCAGAUGUGAAAGAUCGAGCGACAGCUGAGAAGGAAGGUCAAGCCAGCACUGGUGAUGAAGAUGCUGAGCUUGAUAGACAGCUUGAUCAGGCGCUCGAGCUGUUCCGCUUCAUCGAGGGCAAGGACGCCUUCGAGGCAUUUUACAAGAAAGACUUGGCUCGGAGAUUGCUCAUGGGACGAAGUGCCAGCCAAGAUGCUGAGCGCAACAUGUUAACAAAGCUUCGAGGAGAGUGCGGUGCGAAUUUUACACAUAAUCUGGAACAGAUGUUCAAGGAUCAGGAACUCGCCAAGGAUGAAAUGGAGUCUUUCAAGCAAUGGUGUCAAGGCAGUGCUGAGCGCAAGAAUCCUCUGGAUCUUUCCGUCAUGAUUUUGUCCGCUGCUGCAUGGCCAACUUACCCGGAUGUUCGUCUCAACCUGCCGGAUGAGGUUGCUACGCAGAUCGAGAGGUUUGACAAGUAUUACAAGAAUAAGCAUACAGGACGAGCCUUGACGUGGAAGCACUCAUUAGCUCACUGCUCCCUCAAGGGCAUCUUCGCCAAGGGGCCGAAGGAGCUUCUUGUAUCUGCAUACCAGGCUGUGGUUCUGAUGAUGUUCAACAGCGUGCCGGCUGAUGGAUUCUUGGCAUAUGAACAGAUCGCUACGGGAACCGGUCUUUCAGGCGGUGAUCUUGAUCGCACACUUCAGUCGCUCGCUUGCGGCAAAGCGCGAGUGCUAACCAAGCACCCGAAAGGCCGUGAUGUCAAGCCCACUGAUACGUUUACUUUUAACAAAACGUUUACGGAUCCCAAGUACAGAGUCAAGAUUAAUCAGAUCCAGCUGAAGGAGACAAAGGAGGAGAACAAGGCUACACAUGAAAGGAUCGCUCAGGACCGACGCUUUGAGACACAGGCAGCCAUCGUUAGAAUAAUGAAAAGUCGCAAGAGCAUGGGUCACAGUGACCUAGUGGCAGAGGUUAUCAACCUGACGAAGAAAAGAGGUAGUGUUGAGCCGGCGGCGAUUAAGAAGGAGAUCGAAAGUCUUAUUGAGAAGGAUUACAUCGAAAGAGAGGGCAAUUCCUACGUGUAUCUGGCAUAAGGCUUGGAUAGUAAUGGAGAUUGGUGAGGCAAGGCUAUCAGGCUCAACGCUGAAGACGGCAGUAGAAGGGUUUAUAGGUACAAGGCAACUACAUGCUACAACGACACAGACAUGUAUGUACCUAUACCAAUGAAUUUGAUUUUUAUAUCAGAAUAUGACUCCACCUCGGAGCAAACGACGGAAGCCGGGAAUCGAACAUCGAACAAAAAGAAACGAAGCAAGGGGGGACCAUAGGCGGCAAGGUAAGUAAUAGUUGAGUAACAUAUUGUUAACUGACUGAGCUACUUCGCUGAAUGAGUAGACAACUACUUUGAUAUAUAAUCAGGUGGUUCAUGUCUGCAAGAAGCCGAUGAUUGGUGGGAAUGGUGCGUUGGGGUUGAUGGGGCGUGGGUGCCUAGAGGGCUGAAGUGAUAUCCUUACUGUUUGCGAGCUUCACCAGUUCUCCCAAGCUUCUUCAAACUACUCUGAGCUUAAGUGAUUUUCAUAUGAGACAGCUUUGGUUUCCAGACGUGGAAAAACGUCAAUGGGUUGGGUAUAUAGACUCUCUAAUUGUAAAGAAAUCUUGAGAUGGAAAUAUGCCUAUAUCUAUAGCAUUUUUGCAGGAUCAAAGUCAACUAGGGGCAGAAUUAAAGCUUAAAAUUACAACUGUAACAGCAAUAUCAAUUAAGAAAGUCUUGCG